AUGGGAAACACGCUUUCGUAUCAGACUUCCGAAUGUGAAGUCCAACUUUCAGGAUCCAAAGGUAACAUCAAAGGCCUACAGUUCGACAGCAAAUCACGCCGAUUUGCGAAUAUUGCAUACGCUCUUCCUCCUACCGGUGAUCGAAGAUGGCGCAAGCCGCAGCCAUUACCUGAGUCAUAUUCGUACUCAACAUCAGAGGGAGCGCCUUUCGACGGCAGGACGUUCGGCCAGGUCUGCCUCCAGCCUAACUAUUCGGCUUCUGUGAAAAAGAAUGUUCCGCAGCAUGAUUACGGAGAAGACUGUCUCCGGCUGAACAUCUGGACGCCGGUGCCAGAGUGCGAAGGGAAUCAAAACGUCAAAUGGCCAGUCAUGGUCUGGUUUCAUGGAGGGUGGUUUCAAAUGGGUGACCCCAGUAAUGAAGCUUCGAUGGAUCCUACCGAGCUCAUCUCCACUGGCGGACUUAAUGCUGUCUUUGUGGCGGUAGGAUAUCGACUUAAUGUCUUUGGCUUUCUAGCUGGAGCACCUUUACAAGACGAGAAUCCAGACGGAGCUGUGGGAAACUACGGACUCUGGGACCAGCGACUUGCAAUGGACUGGGUAUAUGAUAAUAUCAGUGCAUUCGGCGGUGACCCUGGGAAUAUAACACUCUCAGGUAGAAGCGCAGGCGCGUAUUCCGUGCAGGCACAAACGCUCUAUGAUUUCCGAGGGACGCUUCCUGAAUCUUCCAGGAACCAGUUCAGGAGGUUGGUCAUGUAUUCAAAUGCCAUUCCUACUCAGCCUAAGACGUCUGAGGAGUGUCAGCCACAAUUUGAUGAGCUUUGCGACUACUUUGGUAUCCCUUCGACAAGCUCUGGGCCUGAAAAGCUGAAGCUCUUGCGUGGCCUCGGUGCAGAAGAGCUAAGGGAUGCCAUAAUGAAACUCAAAAACCACACUUUUCGGCCGAUAACUGAUGGUGUUUUCAUUCAUCCGGGCAUAUUCGCUUACUAUCGAGAUGGUUCUUUUGCGCGCGAAUUCAAGCGGCGCGGGCUACGAAUCUUCAUCGGUGAAGUCCUCAAUGAAGAGACGCUAUACGCUGUGACUAACGGGCCUGAUGCAAGUCUCGAGUCUCUGGAAACACAAAUAUCAAAUUAUUAUUCGCCCUCAACAACUUCACGCCUACUGAGACAUUACCCAUUGCCUUCUGCCCCCCAGAAGCAAGGCUGGGAGGCAGUGUUCGGCCGAAUCAUAUCAGACGGCCAGGUACGAGCACCUUCAAGAUUCCUCGUCAACAAUCUUCUCGAGAAUGGUGUCGAGGUUCGUGAUAUCUGGCGGUAUAUAAUCGCAUAUCGGCUCUCUUUCAUCACAGAAAACGUAGCUCCAGCUUCAUUUGGUGUUAGUCAUGCCAUGGAUAGACCAUUCUGGAACUAUUCUAUCAUGCAUGGGCCAACCCCUGCAGAGCACCAACUCAUGCAUGAGUGGGUCCGAGACUUGGUGGCUUUUGUUAACGACGAGCCAGGUCAUGCCUAUGGAACUGAGAAAACGGACGAGGUUAAGGUCGCUACCCCGGAGGGCCGUAUAGAGAUUCAGAAAGAUUCGAGAUGGUCCGAGUUACUGGAUCUGAUGGAGGUGUUUGCGGGGUCUAGUUGA
Molecule: messenger RNA, 1626 nt
Organism: Aspergillus versicolor CBS 583.65
Lineage: Eukaryota; Fungi; Ascomycota; Eurotiomycetes; Eurotiales; Aspergillaceae
Exons: 2
Coding region: 1-1626 (541 amino acids)
Source: RefSeq, a predicted model, not a curated record